AUGUGCCUGUUUUUCCCGGAUUCUUUGCAAUAUUCGACCUUCCAUAAUCAAUAGACAACCAUUCAAUUUUUGUAUCCCUAAACAAACUCAAUCUUUAGAUCCAAAUAAAUCAUCACUUUAUUUUAGUUUAUUCCUCUUAUUACACCUCAUUCAUCCAAACAUGCACCCCACGAUCCACCAACACAUGCUACAUGGCGCAAGACGGAAACUAGAUGCUAAAAGAAAAAACAAUACCAUCUCCUCCAAGAGAUAGUAAAUUCUGAAAGAACACCAAUCUGUUGAAUCAUUUGGUAGUUGGGCUUCUCUCCCUUUUUCUCUCCAUCCUUGUCUCUUACCAAGGACGACAAGAUGGUUCGUGCUCUCGGAGAAGAACAAGAAGAAGACUAUAGGUCUAGAUUGUAUCAUUUCAAAGGGAUGAAUGAGAAUGCCGGGGGUCAGCAUGUUAAGAGCUUGAGCGCAGAUGAUAGUUCUAGUUUUGAAGAAUACUCUUCAAUGGAGGACAGAAUGACAUGUAGAAACCAUCAGGCUCCAAGACGCUUAAAUGACCAAGCAUCAGAUCAUAAACAGAAAGUGGGGACUUCACCUUAUAGGAAUGAUAAGGGCCCUAGAUCAAGGAUAGGAAAGGAUGAAGCCGGGGUUGCUCCUUCAGGAAAAGAUAAUAAAAAUCUAGAAAUGGAACAGAUGAAGGAAAGGUUUGCUAAACUGCUUCUUGGGGAGGAUAUGUCUGGCGGAGGAAAGGGUGUCUCCUCAGCUUUGGCAUUGUCAAAUGCAAUUACAAAUCUUGCUGCUUCUGUGUUUGGCGAACAACGGCGUCUAGAGCCUAUGUCACCAGAAAGAAAAGCAAGGUGGAUAAGAGAAAUUGAUUGGCUCUUAUCUGUAACCGAUCACGUUGUUGAACUUGUUCCUUCCCAACAAAAAUCCAAGGAUGGAUCAAAUAUGGAGAUAAUGGUGACAAGACAACGAAAUGAUAUUCAUAUGAACAUCCCAGCCUUACGCAAGCUUGACGCAAUGCUUCUUGACUCCCUAGAUAACUUCAAAGACCAAAAUGAGUUUUAUUAUGUUUCAAGAGACUCCCCCGAGUCAGAAAAAGGAGGCACCAAGAGAACAGAUGAUAAAUGGUGGCUACCUACUGUCAAAGUUCCUCCAGAUGGUUUAUCGGAAAGGGCCACAAAAUUUAUUCAAUACCAAAAAGACAGUGUGAACCAAGUUCUCAAAGCAGCCAUGGCGAUAAAUGCUCAAAUACUUUCAGAAAUGGAGAUUCCUGAAAACUACAUUGAAUCCCUUCCCAAAAACGGGAGGGCAAGCCUUGGAGACUUAGCGUACAGGAGCAUUACUCUUGAGUACUUCGAUCCUGAUCAAUUUCUGAGCACCAUGGACAUAUCAUCAGAACAUAAGAUACUAGACCUCAAGAACAGAAUAGAGGCUUCAAUAGUGAUUUGGAAAAGGAAGAUGAAUCAGAAAGAUAGUAAAUCCGCAUGGGGAUCUGCUGUCAGUUUGGAGAAGAGAGAACUCUUUGAAGAGAGGGCAGAAACUAUCCUCCUCCUUCUCAAACAGCGCUUCCCUGGAAUUCCUCAAUCUUCACUAGAUGUCAGCAAAAUUCAAUACAACAAGGAUGUGGGGCACGCCAUCUUGGAAAGCUAUUCGAGAAUUCUAGAAACCUUGGCCUCGACAGUCUUGUCUCGAAUCGAAGAUGUACUCGAUGCUGAUUAUGUUACUCGAAAUCCAUCACAGGCAGGACAUAAGAGGAACACGUUAAAAGAGGCACCACAGGUACCGGCAUCGCCCAGAGAAGGGACGGAGAAGAACUCCGAAGAUACAAAUGCUUCGAUGACUCUGUCUGAUUUUAUGGGUUGGGGUUCAGAACAAAAUGAGAGUGCGGCAAAGAAGGAUCCAUUUGGAUCAGAUGAACUACUGAAAGAUGAUGAUAGAUAUAAACAGAAACUCACUAAAAUAUCAACCAACAGGAAACCUUCCUAUCUUGAUAAUUUAGGAGCUUUACGAAGCCCAACAGCUCGCCAUUAAUAGCAUUAUAGGGGGAGAAAGAUGAACACGUACAGAAAAGAGAGAGUGAGGAAGCCGAACACUGAAUGUGUAUUUUCAGAACCUUAACUAAGAGGGUCUUUUUGGUUUGUGUAUUUCGACUUGCUUUCAUUCCAUUCCUUCCUUUUGUAAUUAGGAAGAGUGAGCAUGAGAGCAAAACUAUGUGAUUUGAAACAUUUUGUACAAGAAAUGGAUUCGUAGUUCCUUA
This is a messenger RNA of Populus nigra (black poplar), 2248 nucleotides long. Its product is annotated as rop guanine nucleotide exchange factor 12-like. Gene Ontology annotation, molecular function: guanyl-nucleotide exchange factor activity. The record is from RefSeq and is a predicted model, not a curated record. The transcript has 8 exons. Lineage: Eukaryota; Viridiplantae; Streptophyta; Magnoliopsida; Malpighiales; Salicaceae. The coding region runs from base 349 to 2022 and encodes 557 amino acids.